Molecule: messenger RNA, 1265 nt
Organism: Prorocentrum cordatum
Lineage: Eukaryota; Dinophyceae; Prorocentrales; Prorocentraceae
Source: the annotation of a GenBank genome assembly
UUUCCGCUAAAUGAUCAAAGAGGCUCCUCGAGGGUCCUCGCCGAGAAAAAAAAAUGCACACGCGCGAGCGAUGCCAAACCUCAGAACGAGGGAGGGACUCUUCAUGUGGCCGGCACCGGCAGCCCUGGCUCCAGACGCCCCGCCAGCCUUCUGCCGGCGGGACCGUCGCCAUUCUUGCACGGCGGUGCGUAUAGGCCCCGACUGUACCUGGGCCCCCCGAACACAUCCAGAUCCACCGCGGCCCGCGGCCCCACCGGCGGCAGGUUCUGAGCGCGGGCUCGGCCGCUGUGCUUUUAGGCUUGCGCGUUGCUAAUUUGACAGGCCCGUGGCCCGGACCUCUCAGCUCGGCGACUGCGAAUCCGCGUCCGCCCGCGACCAAAAAAGUAUAGACAUGCCAGGGCCCCCCGAACUUCUCCAGAUCCACCGCCUGCCGAGGUCCCCGAAGAUCGAUCCCAAGGGGGCCCCGGGCGGCGGUCAUGCACAAAUUCUCGCAGCGGGAUCUCGCCUCCGUCGGCUUCUGCACGGACGACGCGCGGAUCUGGCCGCGCCAGGGGGGCGGACCUCGCGCGGCGCGGCCUCGGGCGGCCCACGCAGCCCCCUCGGAAAAAAACGCGCGCGCGCCGGGGCACCCCGCGGGGCGGCCCCGCGGGCGCGCGGAGCUGCGCCGCGCUCGCGCGGAGAGCCUGGCGCCAGACUCUCGGCGGGGCCCCAGGCAUCGAACGCCUCGAGGCGUCGAGCAGCAGGAGCUCCGCCGCGCGCGGGACACCUGCAGCUUGCCCGCAAGGAGGAGGAGGAGGAGGAGGAGGAGGAGGAGGAGGCGGGAGCGCGGGAGGCCAGGGGAUCGCGGCGUGGGGUCGCGCCUCCGCCGCGUGUGCCCUCGGGGUGCAGCGCUCAGUCCGUGCCGCCGGUGCCACCCACCACCCUGGCGCGGACGUAUGCCGCAGAGGUGGAGGCCUUGCCCUGCAUGUCUAUCAACCUCCGAACCUUAGAGAUGGUCCCCUUGACCCUGACGCCGAUCUCGUCGCGCCUGGCGUGGGCGCCGUACCCCGCGGCGCCCCCGCCCACGAGGCCCACGGCGCCGCCCGCGGCCGCGCCGGCGGCCAGGCCGCAGCUGCCGCCGAUGGCUGCGCCGAUGGGGAUGGAGGCCGAAGGUGAAGAUGGCGGGGACGACGCCUAAGGCGCCCCCGACGAUGGCAGAAGAAGGAAAUGCGGCAAAAGCAGAAACUUCUGGAGGGGCUUGAACGUGCCAGGGGGCACGGUGGCGG